CCAGUCCACGUACGUCCGCAGUUGUGCGUUUUCUCUGGACGCUUCUCGCGAGCGAGCACCGAACAAACUGUGCAAACCGUGUGCGCACAUUUAUCCUCAAAAAUCACAAUGCCACAGACGUGUCUUGAAUCAAUUGGUGCUCAACGCCUUUGAAUUCAAUCUUCUAAUGUUGGAAGUGACAAAAAUGCAUGUAGUAUAUGUGAUCUGCGUCUGAGUGCACACAUUUUAGAGUUUCCAUUUCACAAAAAUAAAAAAAGAAAAAGAACCAAAAUUUUCCACUUUGUCUCUUUCCCUCUCUCUCUCUCUCUAGGAAACUCUAGAACUUGAGCUUAAGAGUUAAGAGCACCUUUUGUAUUGUUUAUCAGCAACCUAAAGCUGUGUCUUCUCAACACAAAAGUGGUGUCCCAACUUCCAAUCCAUUUCUCUAUCUGCUCUCGUGAUCUUCUCUAAGCAGAAUGGCUGAACCAGCAUACACUGUCGCAUCUGAUAGUGAAACCACAGGAGAGGAGAAAUCAUCUUCUGCUUUUCCGGAAAUUGCAAUUGGAAUUGAUGUUGGCACUUCGAAAUGCAGUGUUGCAGUUUGGAAUGGCUCCGAAGUGGAGCUCCUUAAAAAUACUAGAAACCAAAAGAUGAUGCGAUCAUAUGUUACCUUCAAAGAUGAUAUCCCUUCAGGGGGAGUCAGCAAUCAACUCUCCCAUGAGCAUGAAAUGUUAUCUGGUGCUGCAAUCUUCAAUAUGAAACGCUUAAUUGGCAGAGUUGACACUGAUCCAGUUGUUCAUUCAAGCAAAAGCCUUCCAUUUUUGGUACAAACAUUGGAUAUUGGUGUCCGCCCAUUUAUUGCAGCCUUGGUUAACAAUGUCUGGAGAUCCACCACUCCUGAAGAAGUCCUGGCAAUAUUUCUAGUGGAGUUAAAAGCAAUGGCUGAAGUUCAGUUAAAGCGGGCCAUAAGAAAUGUUGUUCUGACCAUUCCAGUUUCAUUUAGCCGCUUCCAGGUGACGCGGAUUGAACGAGCUUGUGCCAUGGCUGGCCUUCAUGUCCUAAGACUGAUGCCUGAACCAACAGCUGUGGCACUGUUGUAUGCACAGCAGCAGCAACAGGAUGUACAUGAGAAUAUAGGCGGUGGAAGCGAGAAGAUUGCACUCAUUUUUAAUAUGGGUGCUGGCUACUGUGAUGUAGCUGUUACUGCUACAGCUGGAGGAGUUUCACAGAUAAAAGCCCUGGCAGGAAGUACCAUAGGAGGAGAAGACAUACUUCAGAAUAUGAUGCAUCAUCUGUUGCCUGAUUCAGAGAUUCUCUUCUCAAAUCAUGGAAUCAAUGAGAUCAAAUCAAUGGGAUUGCUCCGAGUAGCAACUCAGGAUGCAAUCUACAAGCUCUCCUCCCAGAACAGUGUACAAAUCGAUGUUGACUUAGGAAAUGAGUUAAAAAUUUGUAAGGUUGUUGAUCGGGAGGAAUUCGAGGAAGUCAACAGGAAGGUGUUUGAGAAGUGUGAGAGCCUUAUCAUCCAGUGCUUGCAUGAUGCCAAGGUAGAAACUAAGGAUGUCACUGACAUAAUUGCUGUAGGUGGAUGUUCAUACAUUCCGAAGAUUAGGAAUCUUGUUAUGAGUAUAUGUAAAAGACAAGAGCUUUACAAAGGAAUGAACCCAUUGGAAGCUGCUGUUUGUGGAGCAGCACUGGAAGGAGCAGUGGCUUCAGGUAUCAGUGAUCCAUUUGGGAGUUUGGACCUGUUAACCAUUCAAGUCACACCUCUUGCCAUUGGGAUUCGAGUGGAAGAAAACAAUUUUGUACCCAUUAUACCUAGAAACACUACGAUGCCAACGCGGAAAGAGUUAGCUUUUACAACUGUUCGUGAUAAUCAAACUGAGGUGCUGAUUGUUGUCUAUGAAGGUGAAGGGGAGAAGGUGGGAAAGAAUCAUCUGCUGGGCUAUAUCAAGAUCAUGGGUAUUCCUCCAGCUCCCAAGGGAGUUCCAGAGAUAAAUGUGUGCAUGGACAUUGAUGCUUCAAAUGUGCUUAGAGUUCUGGCUGGUGUUGUACUGCCAGGAUCUCGACAUCCUGCAAUCCCUGUCAUGGAAGUUAGGAUGCCAACAGUCGAUGAUGGGCAUGGCUGGUGUGCUGAAGCUCUAGACAGAACUUAUGGGUCUGCUCUGGACUUGGUUACAGUUCAGAAGAAAAUAUAGUGGUGAGAUGUAUAUAUAUUUAGUCUCAUUGUAUGUUUGGUUACUGUGGUUUUUAUGUUUUGUUGAUCCUGGACACAAUCAAUUUUCAUGAAAGUUGUAUGGUGAUGCUUUGUUAUAUGCUUCAAUAAAUGUGGACUUCGUGUAGAUAAGUUGAAGCUUGUUUAUGUUGUGAUUUUCAGUGUCAUUUUAAAUUGUGUAAUAUGAUUGACAGACUCGUGGUUGGCAUUU
Molecule: messenger RNA, 2402 nt
Organism: Quercus lobata
Lineage: Eukaryota; Viridiplantae; Streptophyta; Magnoliopsida; Fagales; Fagaceae
Gene: HSP70T-2
Product: heat-shock protein 70T-2
Exons: 2
Coding region: 456-2174 (572 amino acids)
Molecular function (GO): ATP binding; ATP-dependent protein folding chaperone
Source: RefSeq, a predicted model, not a curated record